UUUAAAAAUCGAAAUAUUUUCGUUCGUAAAAGGUUCAUGUUUAUCUUAAUGAUAAAACUCUUAAGUUGUAACCGUUCAGCGCAGCUGAUAUAUUCAUUACUUUUUUGUGGAGCACCUAUUUCUAAUACUUGUGAACAAAACGAAAAGAACAAAAACUAAAGGUAUUAGGUGUCAGGAGGUUAUUUGCGUAUUUUGGAUCUAAAUAAACGUUGAUCGAUAAUUUACUAUAUUUCGUUUAAAACUCAUUUGAAUAAAAUUCUACAAUGGUGUCAAACGACGAAUUGGCUUGUGUAUAUUCUGCUCUUAUUUUGCAAGACGAUGAAAUAGCUAUUACUGUAACUAUUGCUUUACUAUUAGUAAUACAACUCAUGAACUCAAUUUGCAUUCUUUUUUUUCCAGCUUUGUUUGCGAAAGCACUUGAAGGAGUUGAUUUGAGACAACUUAUAUCUAAUGUAGGCUCUGGGGUGAGUGGUGGUGGAGGAGCAGUUGGAGUGACAACUGGAGGAUCAGCAGGUGCUGGUGAGGCAGCUGCAGCAGCAGAAGAACCCAAAAAAGAGGAAAAGAAAGAAGAGAGUGAAGAAUCUGAUGAAGAUAUGGGAUUUGGUUUAUUCGACUAAAGUUGGCCUCUACUAAACAGUUGUUUCCUCUCAGUAUUUUUUCUUUGUUUUAAGAUAUUAUUUCUCUCGUUAUAAUUUUGAGUUUGUUUCACUUCUAGUCUUGUUUUUGAAAUAAAUCUUGUUCUGAAUAUAA
Parasteatoda tepidariorum (common house spider) is the source of this 750-nucleotide messenger RNA. The record is from RefSeq and is a predicted model, not a curated record. NCBI's taxonomy places the organism in Eukaryota, Metazoa, Arthropoda, Arachnida, Araneae, Theridiidae.